This is a messenger RNA of Owenia fusiformis, 877 nucleotides long. NCBI's taxonomy places the organism in Eukaryota, Metazoa, Annelida, Polychaeta, Sabellida, Oweniidae. The record is from the annotation of a GenBank genome assembly.
AAGCAAUAGGAUGGGUCGUUGCGAUGGGAUUGAUACAUGCUGCAAUUUAUGGGAACUUUAGGCCACUUGGCACGCCAUUUGAGGGAGCGGUGGCUGUUACAUACCUUGCCUUCCAGAGACAUAUCUUUGCCCUUGGGGUUGCUUGGAUUUGCUUGACGUGUAUCACUGGAUAUGGAGGAGUGGUAAACGAGCUUAUGUCAUGGCGAGUUUGGAUCCCUCUUUCUAAGUUGACGUACACUGGAUACUUGAUCCAUCCAAUGGUCAUGUACUAUUAUCACUACAACAGGAGACAGCUACAGUAUAUGAGGAUAUUUCCAGAAUUGGUGUUUCUGUUUUGCGCAGUCCUAUGUGUAACGAUAGCUGCAAGUAUCCUGGUUACAUUGACAUUUGAGAUUCCAAUGUUGCACCUUGAGAAAAUUAUGUUUCCACGAAAUAAAAAGAACAAAUAAAGGACUCCAAAAUUAGAAGAGUUUGACAUUUAAAGGGAAACCAAGAGACUGGUAUGACGAGAAAGAGAACACUGGGGGGAACCUGUGGUGGAUCAUAUAACAUUCAAAUCAAAAUGUUAUACCAUUGUUAGCAAUUUGAGCAAUGAAAAAAACAUUUAAGCAAUUGAAUAUGGCCCUUGGGGAAAGAGACUUAUUUUUGAAUGCAAAUGUAUAAAAUUACAGUUUUCACUCUGUGGUUUUGGACAAAGGAGAUGAUUUGAUUGCAGAGCUUUCAGAAACGUUACAAAUGAUAGGAUUAUUGCAUAUAUGAUAAUUAUUUUAAGGAGAUACACUACUUUACACUGCUAUAUAUAGUUUUAUGAUAUCGGUGCAUUGUAUUUAGUCUUUGGUACUGAAUGAUAGCUUUGUAAAUAUUUUCUGCACAGGAU